This is a messenger RNA of Morus notabilis, 1556 nucleotides long. Its product is annotated as glucan endo-1,3-beta-glucosidase 8. Bases 84 to 1556 code for a protein of 490 amino acids. Gene Ontology annotation, molecular function: hydrolase activity, hydrolyzing O-glycosyl compounds. Gene Ontology annotation, cellular component: plasma membrane. Gene Ontology annotation, biological process: carbohydrate metabolic process. The record is from RefSeq and is a predicted model, not a curated record. The transcript has 3 exons. NCBI's taxonomy places the organism in Eukaryota, Viridiplantae, Streptophyta, Magnoliopsida, Rosales, Moraceae.
CCACGUCCUUUCUUUCAAUCAUUGACACUUUGCAGGUUCUUUCUUCCUUCAAGAAAUCAAAGAUUCAAACAAAGAACAAAAAAAUGGAACGACCAAGAAAAGUCCCCCAACUUAUCCUUGGAAGUAACAACCUCUCCUUGGCAGUAUCAUUUCUUGUGUUGUUGACCAUGGUUUGUAGUUGUUCAAGCGUUGGCGUGAACUGGGGAACCAUAGCCAGCCACAAACUUCCUCCUGGGAAGGUGGUUAAGAUGAUGAAGGAAAAUGGGUUCACAAAAGUUAAGCUUUUUGAGGCUGAUGAGUGGAUUUUGGAGGCUCUAAUGGGGACUAAUAUUGAAGUUAUGGUGGGAAUUCCCAACAUAAUGUUGCAAGAAAUUAGUGAGAAUCCCAAGGUUGCUGCUGAUUGGGUUGAGGCCAAUGUCACCGAUUAUUUGUAUACUGGUGGAGUCCAUAUCAAGUAUGUUGCUGUAGGCAAUGAGCCCUUUCUUGAAGCAUAUAAUGGCUCAUACACACACACCACAUUUCCAGCACUCAAGAACAUCCAACAAGCCCUCAAUGAUCAAGGUGUUGGGUCAAAGGUCAAAGCCACAGUCCCUUUCAAUGCAGAUGUCUACUUCUCCCCCGACUCGAACCCCGUCCCAUCGGCAGGUGAUUUCCGACCUCAAGUCCGCGACAUCACCAUCGAGAUAAUCCAAUACCUCCAUGCCAAUGACGCCCCUUUCACGGUCAACAUCUACCCCUUCCUCAGCCUCUACAGCAAUGACUACUUCCCACUUGAUUUUGCCUUCUUUGAUGGGACAAACUACAAGCCAGUUAGAGAUGGCGACAGGGUCUACAACAACGUUUUUGACGCAAACUUCGACACCCUCGUUGAAGCCAUAAACAAGGCAGGGUUCCCCGACAUGAAGAUCAUAGUCGGAGAAGUCGGUUGGCCAACAGAUGGUGACAGACACGCCAAUGUCAAGAAUGCGAAGAGGUUCAAUCAGGGCAUGCUGCAGCAUGCCCUCAGUGGGAACGGGACCCCGGCACAAAAAGGGAAAAUCGAGGUCUACCUUUUCAGUCUCAUUGAUGAGGAUGCCAAAAGUAUUGAGCCAGGGAACUUUGAGAGGCAUUGGGGGAUUUAUGAGUAUGAUGGGAAGCCAAAAUAUGAGCUGGACUUAUCAGGCUCAAAGAGAAAUAAAGGCUUAGUGGCUGUGGAUGGUGUGGAAUACAUGCUAAAAAGAUGGUGCGUUUUGAACCCAGAUGCUGAAUACUUGGAUGAUUUGCCUGAUAGCAUUGAUUAUGCUUGUAGUUUAUCAGAUUGUACUGCUUUGGGAUUUGGGUCUUCUUGUAACAAUCUGAGUGCCCAAGGAAAUGCCUCUUAUGCUUUCAACAUGUAUUAUCAGGUAAAUGGCCAAAAUAGUCGGAGCUGUGAUUUUUCAGGUUUGGCUGUGGUCUCAGAUAAAGAUCCUUCUGUUGGGGACUGCCAGUUUCCUGUGAUGAUUUCUCGUGGUGGUCAAAUGGGAUUUUCUCUUUUGAGUGGAUUCUUGUACAAGGUAUCUCAAUCGAAAUAUUCAUGA